Messenger RNA from Alexandromys fortis (reed vole), 5079 nucleotides. RefSeq names its product PML nuclear body scaffold (gene Pml). NCBI's taxonomy places the organism in Eukaryota, Metazoa, Chordata, Mammalia, Rodentia, Cricetidae. Gene Ontology annotation, biological process: protein monoubiquitination. The transcript is spliced from 9 exons. Gene Ontology annotation, molecular function: ubiquitin protein ligase activity; zinc ion binding. Bases 103 to 2739 code for a protein of 878 amino acids. Gene Ontology annotation, cellular component: PML body. The record is from RefSeq and is a predicted model, not a curated record.
CCCCGCUGGACAGUUCAGGCUGCUCAGUUUUUUGCCUCAAGUUUGGGACUCCUCUCCCGCCCUCACAAACCCAUUCCAGAAAUCGAAACUGCACCGGUUUCCAUGCAGAAGGCGCCCGCGUCCUCUGGAUCUCCCUGCCUCCAACAGGACCCCACCCUGGCCCCCACGCCCACCAUGCCUCCUCCGGAGGACCCCUCUGAAGACCAUGAACACAACCAAAGCCCGGCGGAGCAAACCUUGAAGGAGGAAUUCCAGUUUCUGCGCUGCCUGGGCUGCCAGGCCCAAGCCAAGUGCCCCAAGCUGCUUCCUUGCCUGCACACGCUGUGCUCCGGCUGCCUGGAGGCGCGGGGUUUUCAGUGCCCUAUCUGCCAGGGGCCGGGAGCCGACGCUUCUGUGGAAGCCCUGGAUAACACGUUCUUCGAGAGCCUGCAGCGGCGCCUGGCGGUGUUCCGGCAGAUCGUGGAUGUGCAGGCUACGUGCACCCGCUGCAAAGAGUCGGCUGACUUCUGGUGUUUCGAGUGUGAGCAGCUCAUGUGCAACAAGUGCUUCGAGGCGCACCAGUGGUACCUCAAGCACGAGGCCCGGCCCCUGGCCGAGCUCCGCGACAGCUCAGUUCGCGAAUUCCUCGAUGGUACACGCAAGUCCAACAUCUUUUGCUCCAGUACCAAAAAACAUCGCCCCACUGAGCAGGCCAACAUCUACUGCCGAGGCUGCGCUAAGCCUCUGUGUUGCACAUGUGCAAUCCUGGACCGCAGCCACGGCGAUCUCCAGUGCGACAUUGGCGAGGAGAUCCAGCAGUGGCAUGAGGAGCUCGGCACCAUGACGCAGGCACUGCAGGAGCAGGAAAGGACCUUCAACAAUGCUCACUCGCAGAUGCGCUCAGCCAUAGGCCAGCUGGAGCACGCACGCACAGACGCUGAGGAGCGAAUCCGCUCCCGCGUUCGUCAAGUGAUAGAGCAUGUGCAGGCGCAGGAGCGCGAACUGCUCGAGGCGGUGAAUGCAUGCUACCAGCGCGACUACCAGGAAAUAGCUGGUCAGCUGGGCCACCUGGAAGCUGUGCUGCAGCGCAUCAGCACUGGUGAGGCGCUGGUCAAGAGGAUGAAGCUCUAUGCCUCCGACCAGGAGGUGAUGGACAUGCACUGCUUUCUGCGCAGGGCACUCUGCCGCCUGCGCCAGGAGGAGCCCCAGAACCAGCAAGUCCAGCUACGCACCAGCGGCUUCGAGGAGUUCAAGAUGUGUCUGCAGGACCUCAUCUCCUGCAUCACCCCGAAGACAGACGCAGCUGUAGCCGAGAGAGCCAGACCAGAGGCAGCCAGCACUCCCAAGGACUCUCUUGACCUCAAGCAGCCCAAUGAAGUGCAGAGUGCACAGGCUGAAGCCCUGAAUAUGUCUAAGACCCAGCCUGUGGCCAUGGUACAGUCAGUGCCCGGAGCGCACCCUGUGCCAGUGUAUGCCUUCUCUAUGAAAGCCCCCACCUAUCGAGAGGAAGCCUCUCAGACGGUCAUCUCCAAGAAGAGGAAGUGCUGCUGCCACAGCGAUUGCUCCAGGAAGAUGAUCAAGAUGGAGUCCACAGAGGAGGAUGAGGACAGGUUGACCAAUAGCUCCCCUGAACAGCCCAGACCCAGCACUUCCAAGGCCGUCUCGCCUCCCCAUCUGGAUGGGUCUUCCAACCCUGGGAGCCCCAUCCAAGAAGAAGAAACCCUCCUGCUCACCGGCAAUCAUGUAACCAGCGACACAGGGGAACCAGAAGAGCGAAUUGUGGUGAUCAGCAGCUCAGAAGACUCAGAUACCGAGAAUCUGUCCCCCCACGAGCUGGAUGAUAGCGGCAGUGAGUCCAGUGGCCUCCAGCUGGAGGGCCCCAAUUUCCUCAAGGCAUCGAGUGAGAGUCUCGCUGACCCCCAAGCGGAAGACAGGCCUCUGGUAUUCUUUGACCUCAAGAUCGACAAUGAAACCCAGAAAAUUAGCCAACUGGCAGCCGUGAACCAGGAAAGCAAGUUCCGAGUACUCAUUCAACCCGAGGCCUUCAGUGUCUACUCGAAGGCCGUCUCCCUGGAGGUCGGACUGCAGCACUUCCUCAACUUCCUCACCUCCAUGCGCCGACCCAUCUUGGCCUGCUCUAAGCUGUGGGGGCCUGGACUCCCCAUCUUCUUCAAGGCCCUGAAUGAUAUGAACAAGCAGUGGGAAUUGCAGGUCUCCAUCUCCGGUUUCUUGGCUGUGUUGCCUCUCAUCCAGGAACGCAUCCCAGGUGCCAGCAGCUUCAAACUUAGGAACCUGGCCAAGACCUACCUGGCCAGAAACAUGAGUGAGCGGAGCGCCCUGGCUGCGGUGCUGGCCAUGCGAGACUUGUGCUGCCUCCUGGAGGUCUCUCCAGGGCCGCAGCUGGACCAGCAUGUCUACCCCUUCAGCAACUUGCAGUGCUUUGCUUCCCUGCAACCCUUAGUUCAGGCGAAUGUCCUGCCCCGGCCCGAGGCCCGCCUCUUGGCCCUCCACAAUGUGAGCUUCCUGGAGUUGCUGACCGCAUACCGCAACAACCGACAAGAGGGCUUGAAGAGGUAUGGUCGCUAUCUGAGCCUGCAGACCUUCUCGUCGUCGGCGUCCACCCAGCUUGCUCAGUACCUCCAGGCUCUGAGCACCUACAUGGAAGGACUGUUGGAAGGGUGUGACCCAGCCAUGGCAGAGGGCAGCUCUGCUCCUUUCUCUAGCCAGAGCUUGGCCAAAAAGGCCUCCCAGCAGACCUGAAAGGAAGGGAUGCCUGGCUUAGCAGGUGGCCACAGAGCGAGGAGCAUCCCUGAGCCGGGCCCUACCCUGCACCGCAUCCCCAGGUCUUAGUCUUCUAUACAGAACCUGCUGUUUAGUUCAGGAUAGGUGCCCUUUAUCUGGGACCAAAUGCUCUUUCUCUAAAAUUCCUGCAGCAGUCGCCAAAGGCACCCCAGACCUAGCCCCUCCCUUGGAAACCAGACUCAGGAAGACUUGAGUAAAGAAGGCAUGGCCUCUGGGCUCUCUGGUUGGCCCUCAUAUGGUCCCAGUCACCUCACCUACCACUACCACAGGGGCUUUGCAGCUCUUCCCUGAUGCUCAAUGUCCCAAGUGAUCUCCUGAUAAGUCCCCACAAAUAACACCUUAAGAAAGAAGUUCUCAAAUGUGGGUUGCAACUAUUGGGAGACACCUAUUUCUGAUGGUCUUAGGAACCCCUAACCAUAACUGUAAUUUUGCUACUGAGCUGUGUCUCAGUUUCUAAGAUCAUCGGAAAGGCGUGUUUUCCCAUGGUCGCGACCCACGGCUUGAGAACCCCUGCUCUAAGGCAUUGCUUACCACUAUACCAGCAGCCUAUGGGCACCCAAAGUGCCUUUCAAACCAAACUGCCCUUCAUGAAUUUGGGUUCUCCCAGCUCCCACUGGCCAGAGGCCCAACUGUGUUCACUUUUAUUUAUUUUUAACACUUUCAUUCCAAAGGGGCCUCCUAGCAGCAGAGAGAACGAGAGCUGCUGCCCCAUCCAUCCCUGUCCCUGCUUCUACAGACGAUUGACCCUUCCAGCUUUGUUCUUUGUUCACGGGCCACCUAGCCCCUCCUUGCGUUCAGCCCUUCCAAGGGACACCCAGUGGGGCACUUGCAUCUAGAUCUUGGGAAGGUGAACCUGUGGGCAUUACUCAAGGUCCCCAGAAUCAGGUUCUCUGGAGUAUUCUCUGGGCCUGCAGCAUUAGCAGGUUCUCCAGGUGGCUCUAUAUACUGAGUGUCACUGCUGUCACAGGCCACCUCCCCUCAAAGGGAAGUAGAGGAAGUCCCUGGCUGCGUACAUUGAAUAUGGUUAGGAAAAGGUCAGAGCUCCGCUCCGGUGUUCUGUGAAAUGGGCUGGCUAGCCUGUAUUAUUAUCUCAGAGUCCCUAGCCAGCUCUAUCAUCCUGGGCUCUCAGGCAUGGGCAGCAGCUUGCUGGGGCCACAGAUAAGAAGCAUCCUCAGCCUUGGACCCAACUCUCAUGCCAAGCCUUUGGUCCCCAAACCUUAUGGUCAUCUUGAAGGUCAGCCUUUCUCUAUGGCUAGCUGAACUGCUGCUGGCAUUUUUCCACCUCCUCACCCUGACCCAUUCCCUGCUUCCUGCUCCUAGGGUAUUUCCCAGAUAGCCCAGAGGUCCAGUCUUGACAGUCUCCACCUUCAUGUGGGUGAUGCCUGCAUCCCCACACCUCUGACCCAUCCUAUGGGUGACCCAGUGUUCUAAGGCAUUCUGUAGAAGCUCAUCCACACCAGGUGAGGCUGAACUCUGACAGCCAUCCACUAGAGCACUGGUUUAGGUGGGGCUGAGGAUGGGAGAGGAAGAGAGGCUAAGUCUAUCGCCUGGCUGUAGAGGCCAGGCAGUGCUGGGGCCAUGUCUCACCCUCAACCCUCAACCUAUCCCUGAUCUAAACAGAGCUCACUGAGUCCCAGCCACACCAGGCUGGCUGUCUUCAGUUGCAGCUGAUCAUGGAUUGAUGACAAAGGGAAGAAGGUAUGGCCCUGUCCUAUCUGCCAUUACAGCAGUUAGUAUGUGAAGUUUUUUUUCUUGGUUUUCGGAGGCAGGGUUUCUCAGUGUGGCCCUGGCUUUUCUGGAACUCACUCUGUAGACCAGGCUGGCCUCGAACUCGGAGAUCCACCUGCCCCUGCCCCUGCCCCACAAUUGCUGCGAUUAAAGGUUUGCCUGGCAAAUAUAUGCUUCUCCAAAGCCUAACGUUCCAAUCACAGACUACACCCAGACUUCCUUUCCUGGAUCCAUCGAGCCUGCUCUUCCAUGGGGACAAGAGGCCCUCCCAGGCAUAGGUGAGCAGGUAAUUGCCCAACUUGACUCGGGGAAAUCUUUCUGAGUCUGGCAGAGCUGAGCACGCCCUUGUUCAGAGAUAACGGCGCUAAGGUUAUAAAUCCUCUAUUUCAAGUAGGGAAACCCAGGCGGACUUUCCACGGGGUCAUUCCCAAGGGUGAGAGGCACCAACUUUGAGAACUCCCUUCUAAGGUGAGGUGGGGGCCAGAGACCAGGACCUGUGGACCCUUUGCUUCUGGGACCUCUCCUGUUUUCAAGUUUCUAGAGCGGGCAAUAAAAUCCUAUAAACUGAAA